ACCGACCGUUCGGACUGGAUCAGCAACUUUUUGUUCUUCCUUUUAGGCAACACUAUACGAGGGGGCGGCCUCCUGGGACCACCAACGACCUCCAUGAACCGCUUGUGGAGAUGAUCCGCAACACCACAGCGACGUUCAUGUUCCUCGAGCAAAUGUCGCAUGUACACUAUGGAAUAACUGCCAACGUGGCUGGAGUCACUCAUCGUUGCGACUGUCGGACGUGGUGAAGCUUAAUGGCCCUUCAGAAUAGGUAUCGAAUGUUACACGCUGCAGAAUUAGCUAGGGUGGGAAGUGGGGAAGGGGAGGUGAUGGAAGGAGCAAGAGGGACGCGUCGUGGUUCAAGCGCUUAUUCUCACAGGUCACUUUGUCCGCCGAGUGGCCACGGCCGACGGAGCCUGAAAACAUCGCGCGAUAUGGCAUUUAUUGUCAGAAGGCUUAGCCUGAAUUGUACCGCUACUACGAGCCCAUCCGAGAUGUCCCUCGGUUGCGAAGACAUCCGCGCAUCUUUUGCACCGUCCCUCGAGCUCUCCUUCUGGAACUCUUGCAUGCUGUUGGAUUAUAGGGAGCUGGAUCAGAGAUUGCAACGAAAGCUCGGAAACCAUGGACAAGCCGCGGUGGCCGGCCUCGUCCGCUUGCUCGUGGUGGUCGCAUGGUCCUAUAUUACCCGUCUCGAACAGCAGACCGGAUGAAGGCGAAGAGGACCGUUGCGAUAGGUUAGCCCACUGCGAGGUGCGCCGG
Messenger RNA from Laetiporus sulphureus 93-53, 738 nucleotides. RefSeq lists its product as uncharacterized. NCBI's taxonomy places the organism in Eukaryota, Fungi, Basidiomycota, Agaricomycetes, Polyporales, Laetiporaceae. The record is from RefSeq and is a predicted model, not a curated record. The coding region runs from base 234 to 689 and encodes 151 amino acids. The transcript has 5 exons.